Chrysoperla carnea is the source of this 1334-nucleotide messenger RNA. RefSeq names its product zinc finger protein with KRAB and SCAN domains 7-like. Lineage: Eukaryota; Metazoa; Arthropoda; Insecta; Neuroptera; Chrysopidae. Gene Ontology annotation, molecular function: zinc ion binding; DNA-binding transcription factor activity; RNA polymerase II cis-regulatory region sequence-specific DNA binding. Gene Ontology annotation, biological process: regulation of transcription by RNA polymerase II. Bases 12 to 1334 code for a protein of 440 amino acids. The record is from RefSeq and is a predicted model, not a curated record. The transcript is spliced from 5 exons. Gene Ontology annotation, cellular component: nucleus.
UAGGGGAAAAAAUGGAUAAUAGUAGGAUUGAAUUAAGUGAUUUUCCAACAGUGUGUCGAAUAUGUUUAGAAAAAAGAGAAAAAUUAAUUUCAAUUUUUACUGAAAUCUUUCAUUUAGGUGAGAAAUCCUAUCGCGAAAUGUUAAAAGAGUGUGCUUCUGUUCAUAUUUCUGAGAAUGAUUCUUUACCUAAAAAUUUAUGUUUUCAAUGUUCACAACAUUUAGAACAAAGUUAUAAACUGAAAAUACAGUGCUUAUCAUCGGAAAAACGUUUACAAAGUUUAGUUGAAAACUCUCAAGAAAAAGUAAAAGAAGAAGAACCAUUUUUACAAAAUGAUGUAUUAAAUGAUGAUUUCAAAUUUUAUGAUGAUGACGAUAAUAAAGACGAUGAUUUUAAUUUUUAUGAAUCAAAAACUAAUUAUCCCAUACAGCAAGUUGAAGUUAUUGUAAAAGAGGAGGCCACUGAUGAUCAUCCUGAAAAUAGUUCAAAUGCUAAGAAAAGUGGUAAAGUAGUGAAUUAUAAAUGUACAGAUUGUGAAGCGAAGUUUACAUGUGCAAAUAAAUUAUUUGAUCAUAACAAAGAUGUUCACUCAAAAACUGUCGUACAGUGUGAGUUUUGUAAAACGGAUUUUAAUUGUGGAAAAGAAUUAAAAAAUCAUUGUUCUGAGUCCAGUGUUUGUAAGACGUGUACGAAAGAUGUGAAUUGUGUGAAUAAUUUACUAGAGCAUAAAAAAGAACAUAAUGUUUGUGAUAAAUGUGGAAAAACAUUUAAUCAUGCAGGAGCAUGUCGGAGACACAAACAGGUUCAUACAAAAGAAAAGGGUUAUUUGUGUACAUAUUGUGGAAAAUCUUUCGCUGAUCAAAGAUAUAUGAUUAUUCAUACACGGAUUCAUACCGGGGAAAAACCGUACCAAUGUAAAAUAUGUGAUUCGAAGUUUAAAGAUAGUCAUCACUUACGGGAGCAUAUGACAAAACAUUCAGCUGAAAGAAAAUACGAAUGUGAUAUUUGUAAAGUUAGGUACAAAUGGAGUGACAGUUUGAGACAACAUAAAUUAUCACAACACACAAACGAAGAAUUUACUUGUAAUUAUUGUGAUAAACGUUGUAAGACGAAAAAAUGUUUACUUAAACAUCAAAUUAUCCAUUCAGGUGAGCGGAAUCAUGUUUGUACAUAUUGUAGUAAGUCGUUCAACAGAAGAGAUAAUCUUCGAGUUCAUUUAAGAAUUCAUACAGGGGAAAAACCAUUUGUUUGUAAUAAAUGUGGAAGAGGUUUUUCCGCUAAACAUGUUCUUAAUGGUCACAUGAAAACUUGUAACAUUAAAAAUAAUAUUAUUUGA